UGUGCUAGUUACAAUGGAAAACAUUGUUUUGCUGGUGCGAGCCUCAAAGGUCAAUGACUGUACGUGUCGAAAGGCGUAGCAGGUGUAGAGUGUACAGCUGUGGUCGCAAUGAUCGUGAAUAUUUUACAACCAAUGCAAACGUCAGUAACGUGCGCUAGAAGUUGUACAUUUUAGUGUCAUGAUGUCUAUGGCUGCUUUGCUUCUUGUUUGCCUGUUUCCUCUUCUUUUUAUGAACAGUUGUGAGGCUCAACGCGUGCUCUCAGACGCAGCUGAGGCUGGCAGUCAGUCUUCACAGGCACCACUUCUUCCACAACCUCAAACGUUUACUAUGGGCCUGGACACGGCAUCAGUUUGCUCCAUGUUUGUCUUUCGAACUCCGCAGCGCUCAGAAUUGUUGAUGAAAGCCUUUCAACACUACAAGAAAUUGAUUUUUGGACAUGAAUCCAGAAUGAAGCUAAAGUCUAAUUGUGUGAAAGGAGUGGUUAUAAUUGUUAGUGAUGUGAGCACAACACACAAUCUAUAUCCUUCUUUGGAGACUAAUGAGUCCUAUACACUAACAGUCUCUAAAUCAGGAUAUGCCACUCUGAAGGCUAUAACUGAGUUUGGAGCUUUGAGAGGUUUGGAGACGUUUAGUCAGCUGGUUACAUUUAAUUUUACUCACAAGCUUUACCAGGUUUCCAAUACUCCAUGGAACAUAAUAGAUUUUCCAAGGUUUCAGCAUCGAGGCUUGCUAAUAGAUACAGCAAGACAUUUUCAACCAGUGACUAACAUAAAGCGAGUUCUAGAUUCUAUGGCAUAUGCUAAACUGAAUGUGAUGCAUUGGCAUAUUGUUGACACUCAGUCAUUUCCAAUGGAAGUCAGAAAAUAUCCAAACAUGUGGGAAGGCGCUUAUUCUUUCUGGGAGAGGUAUACACAGGAAGAUAUUUACAGCAUUACAGAACAUGCAAGACUGAGAGGGAUUCGGGUUAUACCUGAAUUUGAUAUUCCUGGUCAUGCUGCAUCAUGGUGUGCAGGAUAUCCAGACUUAUGUCCUUCAAGUACUUGCACACAACCUCUUAAUCCUUCAAAGAACUUAACGUUUGAAAUAAUUGAGGAUUUGUUGAAAGAAGUAACUGGUCAGGCAGAUGCUCCUCCUCUGUUUCCAGACAGAUUUCUUCAUUUGGGGGGAGAUGAAGUUAACGUCACAUGUUGGGAGACUUCCUCAGCAGUUAAUAGGUGGAUGAGGAAGAACAACCUUGACAGUUAUGAAGAUGUGUAUAAACAUUUUGUUCAGUAUGGGCACAGAGUGAGUGAAUCCAUUGGGAGGAAUGUGAUCAACUGGGAGGAGGUUUCAAAUAACUUUGGGAAUACUUUGAAUUCAAAUACGGUGAUCCAGAUUUGGAUUAGUCAAAUAAACAUUGCUAAUGUGGUUCGCAAUGGAUAUCGCUGUAUUGACAGUUAUGAAAAUCAUUGGUAUUUGGAUUGGCAUCGCACCAAAUGGCAGACUGUCUACACCCAUGAACCUUGCAAGUUUGUGCACAAUAAGGAUGAUGAAAAGCUUGUCAUUGGUGGAGAAGUAUGUGCUUGGGGAGAAUACAUUGAUGGCUCAGAUCUUGACUCAACUAUUUGGCCAAGAGCUGCUGCAGCUGCAGAACGUCUAUGGAGCAGGAGGGAUGUUAAUGACAUAGAUUCGAUGGAACCAAGACUAGCGUCAUUCCGCUGUCUUCUCCACAGGCGUGGCAUUACUUCUUCUCCAUUGCAAUCUGAUGCCAGAAGAGAACCAUUUGGUCCAGGUGGCUGUAAUAUGCAAUGAACAUUAAUGAACUUUUAAUUGUAUGUAUAUCACAUUGUAUAGUUGUGUAUUGAUGCACCAGUGUUAGUGCCACUUAUUUUUAUUUCUAGUUAAAUAGUCAAUAUUCAUAGAUAUACAGCCACUAUUGAUAGAUAUAUACAGUCAAUAUUGAUAGAUCAAUCAAUAUUAUAAUGAAUCAUAAAAUUACCAUUUCA
Molecule: messenger RNA, 1986 nt
Organism: Corticium candelabrum
Lineage: Eukaryota; Metazoa; Porifera; Homoscleromorpha; Homosclerophorida; Plakinidae
Exons: 20
Coding region: 179-1792 (537 amino acids)
Biological process (GO): glycosaminoglycan metabolic process; carbohydrate metabolic process
Cellular component (GO): membrane
Molecular function (GO): beta-N-acetylhexosaminidase activity
Source: RefSeq, a predicted model, not a curated record